GCAAGUCACACUCAUACAUGCUCACACAAGGUCAGAGAGAUCAGAGAUCACUGUCAACAAUGGCAACGUCUUCAGUCCUCCUUAUGUGCAUCCUGGUGACAUGCUCAGUCUGGACAGUCCAUGGGAGAACCUUUGAGAUUACCAUUGAUGAUCAGGAGCAAGUGGAUGUGGAUGUCUCAGUGGAGGCCGGCAAGCUUCCAGGUUUGUGCUGGGCAUGCAAGUGGGCUUUAGGAAAAGUGAAGCGAAUCAUUGGAACAAACACCACCUCAGAGAACUUGAAAUCAAAGUUGAAUAUCAUCUGCGAAGAAAUGGGCCUCUUAAAAAAACUGUGCCAUAAAUUUGUGAAGUCACACCUCGGAGUGUUAAUCGAGGAGCUCACAACCACUGACGAUGUGAGGACGAUCUGUGUGAACACCGGAGCCUGCAAGCCAAAGGAGCUGUUGGACCUGCUCAUUUAUCCAAGAGACGAAGAUUCACGAGUUGACAUUAAUGGAGUUCUCUGAUGUAGUAUGCAAGAGUGAAAAAUCAGCCUGCAAGUAAUUCAUUCAAGUGUGCGACUGGCUGCACAUGGAGCAAUUAAAAUGACAUAACCAAAGAUCUCUUUUUAGCUUUCUUUUUGUUAUUGCAUUUACUUUGUGUGGCACUUUGUCUUGUAGUGUUAUUUAGUUUGCAGUGCUUGUAAUGUUUAUCUCCACUUCUGCAUCUAUAAACAAUUGAUUUCAAUAAACGUUCGCAUUUCAAA
Molecule: messenger RNA, 742 nt
Organism: Toxotes jaculatrix (banded archerfish)
Lineage: Eukaryota; Metazoa; Chordata; Actinopteri; Toxotidae
Gene: nkl.4
Product: NK-lysin tandem duplicate 4
Exons: 5
Coding region: 18-503 (161 amino acids)
Biological process (GO): defense response to bacterium
Source: RefSeq, a predicted model, not a curated record